GUUGAAGCUGAUAAAGUAUAUAAAUAGUCAGUAAGUGCUCUCGGACUUCAACGGAACCGAUUGAUCAUAGCAAUAUAUAGUUAGCAUUAUUAAAGUUCAAAACGAAGAACCAGCUUUCAUUAUGCAAAAUCCAUACGACCGUCCAUUCGGCGGAAAUUCGAACAACCCGUGCGGUUGUUUUCACGGUGGAAUUUGUAUGGAUCCCGUGAGCGUUAUUUGUCUGUGCAAGGGAGGAUUCGAGGGGAAAAGAUGCGAAGAAACUGUCAUUGAUUUUUCAUCGAUUAAAACUAAAGACAAAGAAUAUACAGAAACAUAUGUGAUUCUGGUAGUUGGUGGCUUCCUGUUCGUUCUAUUUGUUAUUAUUGGAUUUUUUAUUUGGAGACGAUGUCGCAAGUUAAAAAAGAACAAGAAUGUUGAAACGUCAAGUGAAGACAACGUUUCAGAACUCAUACAAAAUUUUGAAACAAUGUUUAUUAGAAACUCCGUUUUGGACGUCAGGUCUAUAGAAAAGUGUUCGCAACAAAGCGGGAAGUUUAUAAACAUUGUCCACUGUAGCAAACACUACUCGCUUAUAAUGGACCGGAAAACAUUACGCAGUGACGCAUCAGGUAAUCGCAGCGUUUAUGCCACAUCUGUGUUAAGAGAGGACGAAAUUAUCUCAUAUAAAUACAAGCGAUCUUCGAUGCCAGAAAGAAGUCGCAAAGGGGGUAUAAGCUUGUGAUGUCUCUUUGCACUUUCCAAACUCUGCUUGAAUCGGUUUAUUUCGCCCUUCCGAUCUCUGCUUGAUAAAAGUAUUAAGUUCACUUCUCCUAACAACUUUGACAUGAUACAUAUAUUCUGUGUUCGUUGUUCGUUAUAUCUGCGUUUUUAUCAUUUAAACACAAAAUACAAAAUGCUUAAAAAUCUUUUGUUGUUACUUACCGUAUUUGAAAUGUUUACAAAAUAAAACGA
Messenger RNA from Ciona intestinalis (vase tunicate), 951 nucleotides. Lineage: Eukaryota; Metazoa; Chordata; Ascidiacea; Phlebobranchia; Cionidae. The record is from RefSeq and is a predicted model, not a curated record.